This is a messenger RNA of Hydractinia symbiolongicarpus, 4553 nucleotides long. Its product is annotated as golgin subfamily A member 6-like protein 25. The coding region runs from base 808 to 3633 and encodes 941 amino acids. Lineage: Eukaryota; Metazoa; Cnidaria; Hydrozoa; Anthoathecata; Hydractiniidae. Gene Ontology annotation, molecular function: mRNA binding. The transcript has 15 exons. The record is from RefSeq and is a predicted model, not a curated record. Gene Ontology annotation, biological process: mRNA processing. Gene Ontology annotation, cellular component: exon-exon junction complex.
UCGGGUCUGCGUAGCUCCAAAAGAGCAUCAAAUACUCUAGGACUCUCCGUCUAAGCCAUGGCCCCUCCUGGAAAUAAUAGCCAUGUAAAAUAUGCACAUCUAUCUAUCUAUCUAUUACACAUGACGUAUCGGGAAAAAUACAUUCCAGGAGAUUUAACCCCACUUCCUUUUUUAUUUUAAUUCUGAAAACGCUGAUGUCAUUUUAUCAAUGGUGGUUAGUGAGCGAGUUGGCAAAAAAAAUUUUUUUUCUUUGUGACUAACAAUAGAUAUACUUCAGUCUUCUCUGGUUGAUUAAAGAGGGCAUAGCAAAGCAAAUUUGUUUGUUCGUAGGUCGUAAGGUGAGAACCACUCUCCACACAUACAUUAACAUGCACGUUGAACAAAAUUAAGUAGAUUAAUCUUUAAAUAUGAUAUAUAAAAACUCAUGAUAUUUCUUAUUUUAUGCACAUUAAUCAUUAUUUGUUUAAACAUAAUAAAAAUAGAAAACAAAUAGAGGUGCAAUAUAUAACCGUAAUCAACUAAUUAGUGGUGAAAUACUAUAUACUCAUUUAAUAGCAUGUUUUAUACAUAAUGACAUUAACAAAACAUUAGAAGCUUUUGUGUAAAAGAUGUUCAAAAGAUUAAGAUAAACGUUCUCACAAUCAAUAAAACAUAACAUUUAAAAUAUUUUGGUGGUUCUUGGGGUUUCCCUUUCAUGUUAUUAUGAGAAGAGAGAUGUUUUUAUUUUUUUAAAGACGUUUUUAAGCGAACGUUAUUCAUUGCGAAGGAUGAAAUUUAUACAGGUUUCAGUUGAAGUGUUUAUACGUAAUGACAAGAAUAAAGAAAGAAGCGAGCAAAAAACAAGAUAGAAUUCGUCGUAUUCCCGAUCAAAAGAGAAUUGUCAACAAUAAAAAUAUUAAAAUAAAUGACAUCAAUUUAAAGAAGUUUUUAGAUACUGUAAAAGAAGAUUUACAGCAAGAUUGUACAAUACAAAAAGACUGCGACGCAACUGUUGAAGAAGAAAAGCAAGAAGCAUUGGCAGUGGAGAAAUCUACAACUGAUGAUAAUAAUGUGAAGGAUGAGGAAGAAAAAGCCGAAACAAAGGUGUUAUUAGAUGAGGAUGCUGCUCAACAAACAUCUGAGGAUGCAACAAAAGAAACAUCUGAAAACAAUGAUUUAACUCAGCACAGUGAAUUAGAUGAAAAAAGUGUCAAAGACACUGCUGAUGGCUCUGAAACAAAAGAUGAGGAAGUGUGGAAAGGUAUUGAACUUGUUGGGCUGUCUCCCAAAAGCCAGAAAGUCAAAGAGAAAGAAGGAAAUGCUAUUGAGCAGGUGAAUGAUUCAAAAACUGAAAACGAUAAUGUAUUAGAGGAGGCUCCUGAGACUGAAUCGGUGAAGAACGAGAGGGUGAAAGUGAAAGGUGUUGAUAUAAAAGAUAAAAUUGUCAGUGAUGUUAUUAAGGAUUUAAAAACUGCUGAUGAAGCUGGCGAAACCACUGAAGAUGGGUAUAAAUCUGGUGAUGAAAGGGAAUCAUUAUCUGAAUCUGACCGUGAAGAUUCUGAUGCUGUGGAGGGAAGGCUACGAAGACAAGAACCUAAGGAUAAUGCUGAAAGUGAAGGGGAAGGUGGUGAUGCGCCUGUUGGAGCUGAGGACAAUAUUGAUCGAAAUUUUAGUCAAGAAUCAGGAGGCUAUUCAGAUGACGAACACGAAAGUGGAUCGGAUAUAGUCAUUGAGAGUGAAGAAGAUGAAGCAGAGGAAGAUAAAGAGGAAGCGGUUAAAAGUCCUGCUUUUGUUCCAAGAAGAACUGGAUUUUGGGACCAUGAUGAUAGAUUUGCAGACAUGUCAGUUGAAGAAACAAGAGAACCACAAGGCGGCCGCAAGUUGUGGGACAAAAGUGAGGUUGCUAAAUGGCGUAAUGAUAAAUACGUGGAGUCUGAACAGGGACCAAAAGAAGAAUGGGAACGAGUUCGUCAAGGCGAAGAAAGAGAACAAAGACGAUCUGGUGAUCGCGGAAGACGCGAAAGAAAUUUCAAUGAUUUUUUACAGGAUGCGAGUCGUUCAGGUAAUCAAGGCAGGGGAGGACGUGGUAAUAGAGGUCGAGGAAAUCGUGGACGCGGCGAUCGAGGUCGUAGCGAUCGGGGGCGACGGCAAUAUCAAGAUGACAGAUAUGAGAAUAAAAGAGAUGCAUCUCCUGGGGAAGACUGGGAAUCACCGGAGAAAAGCAAAGCAAGAUCUGAUAGUCCAAAGCGCGACCACAGCGAAACGUCAAUGAAUUGGCAGCAGAAACAAAGUUAUCGAAACGAACGAAGAGAACAGAAUCGGAAUAAACAAUCGGGCAAGAACAGGUAUGAAGAAAGUUAUCAGCAAGGCUAUCCCUACAGAGAUAAUCAAGACAGGAGUAGGAUUGAUGAUAGACAAUAUAGAGAAGAAGGAAGGAGUAGAACUAAUAGAGAAGUGGAAGAAAACCGCAGAAAAGGAGGAGAAGAAGAAGAAGAGGAGUAUGAUGAAGCCAGUAGGGAACGGAUGUUAAGGGAGGAAAGGCGUAACAUAAGAAAUCGAGAUUCGGAACGCAGGGAUGAGAGGCAAAAUGGUAGAAGAGAGCGUGACUGGGAUGAAAAUAAAAGAUCCCCAAAAGAGAAGAAGCAAAUAGAGGAUACUAGGAAUAACAGAAUAGUUGACAGAAAAGACCGUGAACAUGAAAAUGUUGACGAGGGAGGUAAAAGAAGGGCAGGUAAAGGACGUGGUCGUGGUCGUGGCCGAGGCGUGAUUGAUGACAAAUUCAAAGACAAAAGGUCUGAUAACGUUGGAAGAGAUAAGAGCAAUAGGGAGAAAAGGAUUGAAAAUCUUCCACCAAGACUUCGUGAUAAGGAAAGAGAAAAAAUGGAACAUCAUGAGAAGUCUAAAGAUAAACAUCGUCAGGAUAGGGAUGAUCAUGAUAAAGAUGUGUACCAAGACGCUGAAGAACCUCAGUCGCCAGAUGAUGGAGCUCCACGAGAUAAACCGAAGCGAUAUUCUUCGCAACGACAGAAAACAGGAGCAUCAUUGUUGGACAUUCCAGGUCAAAUACCGGAAGAUGAAGAAAGUAGAACGCAAUAUUACAACCAACUAGGUCUAAUCCAACAAACGAUGUUCAACACGCAGCAGCUCACUGCACUACAAUCGCAACAACAGGGACUAAUGUCCAACAAAAAUAUUGCGUCGCUAGAGCAACAAAUCUUACACCUGCAAGGUCAACUACAACAACAACUCAACUUGCGCUCUCAACCACAAGCUGUUCCAAACAUGAUGCAGGCGCAUCCCAACAUUCAAAUGCAAAUGGUUCAACCUAUCGUACAAGGCGUGGAUCAACAGGGCCAAGUUUACAGCGGAGACUCAAUGUACAACAACAUGAAUCAACCUAUGAUGGCCAACACUUCAGCGGAAGGAAUGCCGAUGCCGAAUCCGCAAAUUAAUCCGUUAAUUCUUAAUCAAAUAAUGGCCGCUGCAGCAGUUCAGCAACAUCCUGUUCCAGGCGGCGGUCUGUUUGUCGCUCCUCCGCAGACGUCGCACCAGCAGCAGCAUCAGCAAACGCAAAUUAACGACGCAGAACAGCAACAACAACUUCGGAAGUCCCGACCAGCAGCUAUUCCAAUUAAACCUCCUCCUGGGCUUUGAUUCAGCAACAUAAAUACCGACAAUACACGAAAAAGAAACUGAGUGGAAGUAACCACUACAAUCAAAAAUGCAUUUGACGGGUUAAAUUAACUAACCGAAAGGUUUUCUUCAAUGCUCCAGUAGUUUUAAGAUAAGCAGUCAGGUUUGAAACCUCGCAUAAGAGUUAUUAUGAACUGAUAGUUGCUUGUAAUGUAGCAAAGUUUGUGGUGAAAAUUGUGUUCAGAACACUUGGAAGGGAUUUUCAGCUGAAUACAACUUGUGCAAACGUCUCAUUUAAUGAUUUGCAUAGGGCCUUGGAACUUUGCUAGUUUUGGCUAAAGUCAGGGAGUUCUAAUACUUAAUCUUGCUUGAAUAGGACACGCAAAUAAUCAGCAAAAAUCGUCUUAUAUAUAAAGCAAAAAUUAAAGGGAAGCAGGGAAGUUUUUUAUGGGAGAAUUUUCUACGAAGUUUCUUUUGUUAGAACUGAAAAACUAAUUAUAUAACCAGUGUGUAACUUAAGAUUUCUUAAAAGUGUUAAAAAAUAAAAAUGUCAUGCUUUUUAAGUGAUCUACAAAUGUCGAUGACAGGGGGAGAGGUAUUUUGUUGGAUGUAUCGUUUUAUUAUGCUUCUUGUAAGAUUUAUGGGUGAAGUUUGUUGUUUUUCUUGCGUAGUUGCACUUGCAUAAGAGGAAAGAAACUUCGAGUACAUUUAGUUGCAUUUUGUGUUUUCUAUAACGAGGGUACGCAUGUGACGAAUGACACUUAUUUUGCGUUUUUUGCAGCAUGAGAACGCAUCUCAUAUAAAUUUCACUAGAUAUAGACGCACCACAAUUUGGUUGUAGUUUAAUUUUAAUUUAUUGAGGCUUUUCAAGAAAAAAUUUCUCCAUUUAUUGUAUUAAAGUUUUGUAAUCAUUUAGGUGAUAACGAAUUAUAACUGAGCUA